Molecule: messenger RNA, 1974 nt
Organism: Guillardia theta CCMP2712
Lineage: Eukaryota; Cryptophyceae; Pyrenomonadales; Geminigeraceae
Exons: 4
Coding region: 1-1974 (657 amino acids)
Source: RefSeq, a predicted model, not a curated record
AUGCGCCUCCUGCUCCUGCUCCUGCUCCUGCUCCUCUUCCUCCUCCUCCUCCUUCUGCUGAUCCUCCUGCUCCUCCUGCAUCUCUUCGACCCCAUCCUCUUCCCCACGCUGCGACUACUACCCCAUCAUGAGAGAGGCAAGGUUCGCGCGAUGCCCGGCGAAAGGCCUUCUAGGGGAUCUUCAAAGGAAUCCGCGCCUGGCCAGGAUCAGCAACAACCGCAUGCCGCCAGGAGGAACGCAGGCAGAGAAGGGAGAGCAGGCGCAGGCCCUGACCUCUCUUCUGAGCUGAUCUCGAUGAUACACAACGAGGUAAGAGCAGAACUGCAAAGAUCUGCCAGGGGCCCUCGUGGUGAAGCAGGUGGCCUGAGGGGAGGUGAAGCAGCAGAGGUCAGGAAGCUGAGGGGAGAGGUCCGCGAGAUGAAGCAAUGGAGGGCAGUGGUCAGUGGCAGACUAGACCGGAUUGAGCAAGAGAGGGAGGCAUUCGAGGAUAAGAAUCGGAAGGAGAUACACGAGCUUCAGCAGGCGUCCUGGCAAUACAAGGAGCAAAUCAACAGGCUGACACGGGAGAUGAAGAGCGUCGACGACAAUGUUAGCAUUGUGAAAGACAACUUGAGCGACCUGAACAGGAGCAUGGACACCCGGCUUCUAAACCUGCAGAACGGCAUGUUAGAAGGUGUCGCUCAGUUGUUAGGUGUACAGCAACAAACAACUUCAACCCAGCGGAGGACGUCAAAUCCAAAUUCCUCACCCACUGACGAAGCCAAUCAGACCUCGGAGACUUGGCGAGCAGAAGCAGCACAAGACGUGAUGCAGGACAAUGAAGAGGGAGAGACGAGCCAUGCAGAUGCAGCGAGCGCUAAUGGUGCAGAGCAGAUGGAGAACGAUCUAUUGCGCCAAGUCACUCCCCCAGCAGAUGCCUCUGCUCAGUCGAACUUGGAAGAAGCGAGCAGGAUGGACGAAGACAAUGCUUUCAGUCAAGAUCCGUUCUCAGAGCCUUCGCAGGUUCCAACCUCCAUGUACCAAGAACGGUUCCACCAAGGAUCGCCUGUCACCACUACUGUCACCAUGCAACAGCAGCCAUCUCCCAUCACAGCUGAGCGCCUUUCCCGAUCACAAACUCCAUCUACGUCGAGGUCUCCGGACAGAACAAGGAUGGAGUGCAAAAUGCCAAGUUUUUACACACAAGCUCUUAGCAGCGACACAGAGGUUCAUAGGCACAGCUUUUCCAGCACAUGGGAAGGAAACAAUCCAGCACCCUCCUUCGGCUCUGAUCAGCAGACUUCAUGGAACCGCCUGAACUUGCAAGACCAGGACCAGGACCAGGACCAGGACCAGGACCAGGACCAGGAUCAGGACCAGGACCAGGACCAGGACCAGGAUCAGGAUCAGGAUCAGGACCAGCAUCACCAGGGCCAGGGCCAGGAUGGGAGACUCUCGAACGAGGUCGGCAACGAUCAUGAGAGCGACCUGGAGGAGAUCGUCGUGGAGGAGAUGGAGCCGGAGGUCAACGAGAUUCUUGACUCCGAAGACGAAUCACUGGAGGAUCGCCAGAAGCUGCUCCAGCACUUCACAGAGGCUGAGAUCGACUUCCUGACCGAGCUAGCCGAGGGCCUGAACUGGGAGGGAGGAACGCAGCAGUACAGGCAGGCCCAAGACUGCACCCUAGAGCACUACAAGAGGAAGAGGAGGGACCGUGACAUUGUGCAAGGCGCGUUGGUCCUUAUGGAGUUCAAGGUCCCGUCCGGAAGGAAGCGGAGGAGGAGCGUCGUCUUGCGCAAAUACGAGAACGCGCGGAGGAGGAACCGGCACUGGUGGUGGGGGAAGGUGAUCAGUACAAGUCCCGCCAUGUCGGAGGAACCGAAGAAGUUCUCCGUGUACUUCGAGGACCACAAGGUCUUCGACUACAACUUCAACCAUGACGAGAGGAUGCGUGUAGUACGUAGACAGCUGGCUGAGCAGCUCAGGGACGACUGA